GAGCGUCGAGGAAAACCAAAACUGCGCUUUCGCCAAGCGCAAAGCGGCGGAAAGCUCUUGCGACACAUUUAUAUAUUUUAUUUGUCGUUAAGUUGAAAACGAUAUUUACUUUCAAUACUCAUGAAAGGAUUUUUCAACACUACUUAUUAAACGAAUCUAACUUGCGGCAUAAAACCUGUUUUAAAAGUGUCAUUGCAACAUGUAUGAAGUAGAUGACGAUAAUUUUGAGGAUGAAGAGCUGGAGGAAAUAUCUUCAGAGCUCUGGCAAGAAGCCUGCUGGAUUGUCAUCAAUGCCUACUUUGAUGAAAAGGGUUUGGUGCGGCAACAGUUGGAUUCUUUUGACGAGUUCAUCCAAAUGUCAGUCCAACGUAUUGUUGAAGACUCUCCACAGAUUGACUUACAAGCAGAAGCCCAGCACACCUCUGGAGAAAUUGAAACACCUCCUCGGUACCUUUUGAAAUUUGAGCAAAUUUAUUUGUCAAAGCCAACUCACUGGGAAAAAGAUGGUGCUCCCUCUCCCAUGAUGCCUAAUGAAGCUAGGUUAAGAAAUUUGACAUAUUCUGCCCCUCUGUAUGUGGAUAUCACUAAAACAAUUGUAAAAGAAGGAGAAGAACCUAUAGAAACUCAACAUCAGAAGACGUUUAUUGGCAAAAUUCCCAUUAUGCUCCGGUCUACUUAUUGCUUACUGAAUGGUCUGACUGAUCGUGAUUUGACUGAAUUGAAUGAAUGUCCUCUUGAUCCUGGUGGCUAUUUCAUUAUUAACGGUUCUGAGAAGGUUCUUAUUGCCCAAGAGAAAAUGGCAACCAACACUGUCUAUGUGUUUUCUAUGAAAGAUGGAAAGUUUGCAUACAAAUGUGAAAUUCGUUCAUGUUUAGAACACUCCUCUCGACCCACAUCAACAUUGUGGGUCAAUAUGAUGGCACGAGGUGGACAGAGCAUCAAGAAGUCAGCCAUUGGGCAACGUAUCAUUGCUAUUUUGCCAUACAUCAAGCAAGAAAUUCCAAUCAUGAUUGUCUUUCGUGCUCUUGGGUUUGUUGCUGAUCGUGAUAUCUUGGAGCAUAUUAUUUAUGAUUUUGAUGAUCCAGAAAUGAUGGAAAUGGUCAAACCAUCUUUGGAUGAAGCUUUUGUAAUUCAGGAACAAAAUGUUGCAUUAAAUUUUAUUGGUGCUCGUGGUGCCAGACCUGGUGUUACAAAAGAAAAACGUAUCAAGUAUGCCAAAGAAAUUUUACAGAAAGAAAUGUUGCCUCAUGUGGGUGUAUCCGAUUUCUGUGAAACAAAGAAAGCCUAUUUCCUAGGGUACAUGGUACAUCGGCUACUCCUCGCUGCUCUUGGGCGUCGUGAAUUGGAUGACAGAGAUCACUAUGGAAACAAGCGCCUUGAUUUGGCUGGUCCCCUCCUGGCUUUCCUCUUCCGAGCGCUCUUCAAAAACCUUAUGAAAGAAGUAAGAAUGUAUGCCCAAAAGUUCAUUGAUCGAGGAAAAGAUUUUAAUCUAGAACUGGCAAUUAAAACAAAAAUCAUAACUGACGGGCUAAGAUACUCUCUGGCUACUGGAAACUGGGGUGACCAGAAAAAAGCUCAUCUUGCCAGGGCAGGUGUCUCUCAGGUGUUAAACAGACUGACUUUUGCGUCAACUCUUUCACAUCUCCGCCGUGUAAAUUCUCCUAUUGGUCGUGAUGGCAAACUUGCCAAACCUCGUCAGCUUCACAAUACUCUUUGGGGAAUGGUGUGUCCUGCGGAAACACCAGAAGGUGCUGCUGUAGGUCUUGUCAAAAAUUUGGCUCUUAUGGCUUACAUUUCUGUUGGAUCUCAACCAUCUCCAAUUUUGGAGUUCUUGGAGGAGUGGAGUAUGGAAAAUUUGGAAGAAAUUGCUCCUUCAGCUAUUGCUGAUGCCACCAAAAUAUUUGUAAAUGGUUGUUGGGUUGGUAUUCACAGAGAUCCAGAACAGCUCAUGGCAACUCUCAGAAAGCUUAGACGUCAGAUGGACAUCAUUGUAUCUGAAGUAUCUAUGAUCAGAGAUAUCAGAGAUCGUGAAAUCCGUAUCUACACUGAUGCAGGACGCAUUUGUAGGCCUCUGCUGAUUGUAGAAAAUGGUCAACUUUUAUUGAAAAAGAGAAACAUUGAUCAGCUGAAGGAGAGAGAUUACAACAAUUAUGGCUGGCAGAUGCUGGUUGCAAGUGGAGUGGUAGAAUACAUUGACACACUAGAAGAAGAAACUGUUAUGAUAGCAAUGUCUCCAGAUGACUUGCGACAGGACAAAGAAUAUGCAUACUGCACAACAUAUACGCAUUGUGAAAUUCAUCCCGCCAUGAUCUUAGGAGUUUGUGCAUCCAUCAUUCCCUUCCCUGAUCACAACCAGAGCCCUCGUAAUACUUAUCAGAGUGCUAUGGGUAAGCAAGCCAUGGGUGUUUAUAUUACAAAUUACCAUGUCCGGAUGGACACUCUUGCCCAUGUGCUUUAUUAUCCCCACAAACCUUUGGUGACAACACGCUCCAUGGAGUAUUUACGUUUCCGAGAACUUCCUGCUGGCAUCAACUCAAUUGUAGCAAUUUUGUGUUACACUGGUUAUAAUCAGGAAGACAGUGUUAUUCUGAAUGCCACCGCUGUUGAAAGAGGCUUUUUCCGGUCUGUCUUUUAUCGUUCAUACAAAGAUGCUGAAUCGAAAAGGAUAGGAGACCAGGAAGAGCAGUUUGAAAAACCCAACCGGAACAAUUGCCAAGGUAUGAGAAAUGCCAUCUAUGAUAAAUUGGAUGAUGAUGGUAUUAUUGCACCAGGCUUGCGUGUAUCAGGAGAUGAUGUAGUUAUUGGGAAGACAAUUACUCUUCCUGAAACUGAUGAUGAUCUGGAUGGUACCACACGCCGUCACACAAAGCGAGAUGCAAGCACUUUUCUACGUAAUAGUGAAACUGGUAUUGUUGACCAGGUCAUGCUCACAUUAAAUUCUGAAGGCUACAAAUUCUGUAAAAUAAGAGUGAGGUCAGUUCGUAUUCCUCAAAUUGGUGACAAAUUUGCCUCUCGGCAUGGACAGAAAGGUACAUGUGGAGUGCAGUACCGUCAAGAGGACAUGCCAUUUACUUGUGAAGGACUCACUCCAGACAUUAUAAUUAAUCCCCAUGCCAUUCCCUCAAGAAUGACAAUUGGCCAUUUGAUUGAAUGUUUGCAGGGCAAGGUCUCUUCUAACAAGGGUGAAAUUGGUGAUGCUACUCCUUUCAAUGAUGCUGUAAAUGUACAAAAAAUUUCUCAACUUCUUCAAGACUAUGGUUAUCAUCUGAGAGGUAAUGAAGUUAUGUACAAUGGACACACUGGACGUAAAAUCAAUGCCCAGGUCUUUUUGGGACCCACAUAUUACCAACGUCUUAAACACAUGGUGGAUGACAAGAUUCACUCGAGGGCACGUGGACCUGUCCAAAUCUUAGUCCGUCAGCCUAUGGAGGGCAGAGCUCGUGAUGGUGGGCUUCGUUUUGGUGAGAUGGAGCGAGAUUGUCAAAUUGCCCAUGGUGCAGCUCAGUUCCUGAGGGAACGUUUGUUUGAGGUCUCUGAUCCAUACCGCAUUCAUGUCUGCAAUUUCUGUGGUUUAAUAGCAAUAGCAAAUCUUCGGAACAAUACUUUCGAGUGCAAAGGAUGCAAAAACAAAACACAGAUAUCUCAAGUACGCUUACCAUAUGCAGCAAAAUUAUUAUUCCAAGAACUGAUGUCCAUGAAUAUUGCCCCUAGACUUAUGGUCACGUAAAUGUAGACAUUUUUAAUUUUUUUUCACUCUGUUUGGAUUUGUUUUUUCCAGCCUAGUGACAGAAAUAUAUCUGGAUCCUAGUGUAAAUAGCUAUUGAGAAUUUCAUUGUUAGUUUUGCAAUGUCCCCUCUUUUUGAGGAACUAUGUUGUACAGAGUUUUUUUAAUUUAAAUAAAUUAGUUGUAAGGCA
This is a messenger RNA of Frankliniella occidentalis (western flower thrips), 3915 nucleotides long. RefSeq names its product DNA-directed RNA polymerase II subunit RPB2 (gene RpII140). The record is from RefSeq and is a predicted model, not a curated record. Gene Ontology annotation, molecular function: DNA-directed RNA polymerase activity; ribonucleoside binding; DNA binding. The transcript is spliced from 20 exons. NCBI's taxonomy places the organism in Eukaryota, Metazoa, Arthropoda, Insecta, Thysanoptera, Thripidae. Gene Ontology annotation, cellular component: RNA polymerase II, core complex. Gene Ontology annotation, biological process: DNA-templated transcription. The coding region runs from base 200 to 3727 and encodes 1175 amino acids.